Messenger RNA from Neoarius graeffei (lesser salmon catfish), 3482 nucleotides. RefSeq names its product transmembrane protein 255A (gene tmem255a). The transcript is spliced from 10 exons. Bases 52 to 1077 code for a protein of 341 amino acids. NCBI's taxonomy places the organism in Eukaryota, Metazoa, Chordata, Actinopteri, Siluriformes, Ariidae. The record is from RefSeq and is a predicted model, not a curated record.
CUUCCCAGAGUGGUUUCAUUUUUAGUCUGAAAACAUAACUGCAGUCCAGAAAUGCCAGCAGGAGUGAAUGCGCAGGCUGCUGGAAUCCCGAUGUCCGAUGCUAUGGGUUCCUUCAAGAGGAGGAAGAGAAAGUCCAUCACUGUGACUGCAAUGUUGUUUGUCGUGUCUAUACUUAUUCUAGUCUUUGGCUUGGCUGCCACCACAAGGACACAGAACAUCACGGUUGGAGGCUACUAUCCUGGAGUCAUUCUUGGUUUUGGCUCCUUUCUCGGAAUCAUUGGGGCUCAUUUAAUAGAAAAUAAGAGGCAGAUGCUUGUAGCUUCCAUUGUCUUCAUCAGCUUUGGUGUGGUGGCUUCGUUCUGUUGUGCAAUAGUGGAUGGUGUCUUUGCUGCAAGACACAUAGACCUCCAACCUGUUUAUGCUGGUCGAUGUGAAUACUACUCCAGUGUAACAGCUUUUGAUUUAGAUGUUCACUGCCAGACAGCGUCACGUGUGUCAUGUAAUUUGCGUGUGAAGAGUAAGACAUGCUACUGCUGUGACCUCUACAACUGUGGAAAAGAACAUCCUCUUUUGGGACUUCAGAAUAAAGAUGUUUUGAAAAAAUUUAGGAAAUCAUCCAUGAUUUCAAACCAUGUUGACCCCAGAGGAGGUUACCACGAGUACACAGAAGUGCAGAGUUGCCAAGACGUUGUGUACCUUUACCACCUGUUGUGGUCUGCCACCAUUCUCAAUGUCAUUGCCUUCUUCCUGGGUAUCAUCACAGCAGCAGUGCUCGGAACAUUCAAAGACAUGAUGCCAACAGCUUCCCCUGACACAUGUGAACCAGAUUCUCUGGCCACCCCAGCAGCCCCUGAGACUCAUGCCCCAACCACGCCCAACUCCUUCUACAACACUGCCCCCUGCCUUCCACCUUAUACUGCCUAUGACCUCCAGAUCUCCAACAUGUUCCCUGACUCUUCUGGCCUUUCUGAUGACUCACAGUCUGGAGCCAGUCACAUGUGGCCAACAAUGAUCCCUCCACGCUAUUCUCCUCCUUAUUAUCCACCUGAUGAUAAACCACCCCCAUACAGUCCUUAAGGGACACUACAAAGAAUCAUGGAAACACUAACCUAUGCCCUAGGGGUUGAGAGGUCAAUGGGCAUACAGUACAUACCAUUAAAAACGGCUACUGCUACCGUGGAGGGUCACUGCACAGGCAGUCCUGCUAUGAUGUGAUGUCUGCAGAAUGGAAGCAGAUCAGCGCUGCAGUACAGAUCCAGGAUGUUCAUCUCUACAGAGCAGAUCUAUACAGUGAGAUUUCUGCAGAUGUCCAAUUAAGGUACAUUGGGCAGUCUCACGACUCCAUGCUAUAACUAACAUCAAGACUGUUCACAAAUAUGCCUUAAAAGUGUCAUUCUGCUCCUGUCAUGAGUCUUGUCUGUGAGCUGUUUGGACACAGUGACUGCCACCAUGCGUCUCCCUUGCUGUAUUAAGUGAAUGUUUCAAAAGUGGCACAGAGUGUGCCAUUUGUUUUUGUCUCACCUCAGCCAAAGAGGAAUGAGGAGUCUUGUUUGUAUCUAUGUAUGUGUUGUCUUGUUCAUUUGCACUUUAUUGUACCUGAAUACAGCCGUAGAACAUCAAGUUGCAUCAUCCUUCCAUGUCAGUUUGGGCAGCUAGAAAUAAGCUUGUGGAACCCAAAGCAUACUUAUGAUAUUCUAUCUAAGCAGGAUGCAACAUGACAAAACACGGUCAUUUUAUUUAGCACUUCACCCAGGUACAAAUAAUAUGAAUUGUGCAGUCAUGUUAAUCACCUGCAGUGUAAAUAUCCUUUUCCUAAAUUUGUGAAUAAUCCUAUCAAUGGCUAAACAGAGGAAACAACUCGGAACUCUAACAUGCAGAUCGACAUCACCUCUGACUACUGUCUCAGGUUUGUAAAUAUUGAAUUGCAUCACUCAUAGAAAGGUGACAACAUGAAAUAUUUCAGAGCAUUAAGUAUAAAUAUGAACUGCAGAUUUCAUGGCAGGCCAUUAAAACCUACUGAUUAAAAAAAAAUUUGUUACUGCAAUAAUAAUAUAAACUACCCAUAAUCUGUACACUUAAGCUGUUUAUGUAUGAUCUAGUAUUACAUGUUUGAAUUACAGGAACAGUUCAUACUGCCUUCUCUUAGUAUACAUUUAAUCAUUUCUUGAAAGGUGUCUAUUCACUGUGAUGAGUCUAGAUUUAGAUGUACUUGAUGUUUUUGUUUCAUUUUAAGCAAAUGUACAAAUCGGGAAGCAAAAAUCUGUAAAUAACUGACAGGAAAAAAAAGUGCAGGAAUCACAUGCAGUCCUUUCUGUGUCUGUGUAAAAUAUAUUUUGUGUAUAAAUAUUAUCUUUGCACUGCAGGGUUGGAUUUGGUUUCAAACGAAAACAGACCUGACAAAGACAACCACCUUCUGUAUACUCAAUUAUCAGACUUGCUAUAUUAUACACCUUAGAUAAGAAAUUCAGAGCGAUGCACCAUGAGGAAAAUGGUCACGUAAUUGACAGCAAUGAGAACUAAGUACUCGAAAUUUUAUUUCACAUUGUACAGCACUAAGACCUAAUAAAUAUAGUUGAACAAAAUAGAAACAAUUAAAAUGGUCUUUAGUAGUAUAAAUUUGUUAAUAUGCAAGAUUAACAAAAGUUAGGGCACUCACUUUCUGACUGUGCCAAUAUUGAGUCACAUGAUCAUCCUAGUAUCCAAACCAUUACCAACUAACUAGAAUACAAUGGAAUACAUACAUACAUGUAUAUGCAAGAAGGAAAUAUAGAAAAGCACAUGGGGGGAUAAAAGAAAACAGCAGAAACUUAUCUAUUACUCUUUCCCCUACACUUAGAUAAUGGUCUGCUUAGUAGAGGCUCACCCAUUUUACUUCAUUAAUUCACAAUGAUUCAUGACUACACUCUUGGAAACGACCACAGUCUUAUAUGGCCAGCAUAUAAAUAAAAAUGUACAAUUUUACAAGUGCAAUGGACAAUAUUACUAUACUAACAUUCACACACGUCUUCCUUCCUCCUCUGCACUCAAAUCAUAAAUACAAAUGUUGCUUCUUUAUGCUAGACAAGAAAACCAAGAGGAUCAUAUAAAAAGAACGGUCUCCGUAAUGGAACAUUGUUUUAUAACCUGUUGAGAUGAUCAUUAUGAAAGCCCCAAAACAUUAAAACAUUGUCCAUAGAAUGUUUUCAUGUCUCCAGUAUUGAAUUGUAACAAUUAAAUUUUCUGCACAUUUGUAUUGUUUUCUGUGCUGGCAUUAUACACUGCCAUUUGUAGACUCUGUAUAAAUGGUGUGCUCUCAGACUCAUCAUUAAGUUCCUACAAACUAGCAAUAUGGCAAAACUGUUGAACAUGACUGUAUAAAAUGAAACUCACUAUGCCAUAACUCAAACAUAACUAAAGCGAACAUCUGUAUUCAUUCCCCCACUGAUACCGCUCAUCAUUCUGUCCUAGCAUUUCAACACUUUUCACAGAUUAAAGGUACAAUA